AUGUCCGUACAGCCAACUCCAAGAAGCCUCGCUGGCAGUGGUUCUCUAGACGCCACCAAUGUCGCUGAGCUCACGAGUCAGGUGUUUGAAAUCUUGGCAAACGGUCAAGAGACAAUUGGGCUGCAGGAGUUCAGGAGAACAGCAAAGCACUUGGCCCAGCUGUCAGAGGACUACACUGCAGAUCCAGAUGAUGCAUUCAACCGGAUAGAUCUCAAUAGUAAUCAGCAGAUUGACCGAGCUGAAUUCGAGCAAGAGAUCAACGAAAUCCGGGGACUUCUGGGAACCAGGAAGCUUGCAGCAGCCCUUGCACAGGUCCAGCAGGAGUGUCAGAUUCGGCAGUCUUUUGGGGAUGCAGAGCCUGAGGCAACAUCACAGGAUGACUUAGGGAUGCGCACUCAUGUCCUUGAGCAAAUGGUCGGCUAUUUUUCGACAUUGCGAGAUGACUACAAUUCACGCUUGGAAGAACUCAAGCACAAGCAGGCAGAACUUCAAUCUCGUGAAACUCGGGCACCAGCACCGCCGCGUGCAAGAAUAUUUGCUGGACGGAGGGCAAAUCAAAAAAAGCCUGAAAAGCCUGAGGCAACUCAAACGGAUCCCAUGAGUCUGGAGCUGACUGCAACGUUGACGAGGGUAGCUAGUGAGCUAGAGGGGACCUUGACACGGAAGGUCUCAACUGGUGAAGUUGAGCCACCUCCAACAGAGGAAGCUGAUCUUGAUGAAAAUGAGAAUUCUGGAGAUGAGGAUGUUGAAGAAGAAGCUGACGACGUGAGCCAAGAAGAACAGGAGGAAGACGAAGCGGAAGAUGAUGAAGACGAAGAUGAAGAUGAAGAGGACGAAGCUGACGAAGAUGAAGAAGCGGACGACGUGGAAUCAGAUGUUGACAAAGUGGGAAAAGCAUCAGGCCGUGCACCAGCAGUCUCAGCAUCUUCAGCAGCUCCAGCAGCUCCAAUGGCUUCAGCUGAGAAAGAGGAGCGAGCGGAUCCUUCAGCAGAUGCUCCAGCAGAUGCUUCAGUAGAUGCUUCCGCUCUUGAAGGAACCCUACGUCUCGAGCCUUCUGAAGAUGCGGCAGAACCGGAGUCAAGGCCGGACAAGACUGACCAAGAAGCCGCGGUCACAACUGCCCCAGCGGAUGCGGUCACAGAGGUUCCAGAACCUGAGCCAACCAAAAGCAAAAAAGGUAAAAAGGGCAAAAAGAAAGAUAAAGAAAAGACCGAGAAGAGGCCCAAGGCGAAGCCGAAAAAAGAAGUUCCUCUUCAACCGAAGCCCGUGGUACGACCUGGAAGUUCACCACCUGCGGUGAGUUCCCAACCAAAGGAACAAACUGCAAGGCCAGCCCCUAAAGCCAAGGCUCGAGUGGAAGAGGAAGGAAUGUCUUGCGUACAAACUCUUGAAAUGGGCUUGGCUGUACGCAAUGCGAUUUGCAUCGGAAUGGAAGUUUGGACCGUUGACUGGGCCGGAAAUGUCACGGUGAGAGAACGCGACGAUGCCACGAAAGUGAGAUGUGAAAUUCCCACGAACCGAUUUGUUUGGAGCAUGCUGCACAUGGAGCCGCACUUGAUGUGGAUGGAGCAGGAGGCGAUGGGCAUUUCGCUUUUUGACACCAAACGGAAGGAAUUUAAGGGGUCAUUGAUUGGUGGCCACACGGGUGGUGUCACUUGCCUGGCUUCUGGAGAUGCUCUCGAUGGAGCGGAGGUCGAGAAGGGUGCAAUCCCCCGGAGGCGGGCUUGGAGUGGAAGUAACGAUUUUACUAUUCGACAAUGGACGAUUGAAACGUGGCGAAGCAAAGAGGCAAAACCGGAACAUUUGAAGGAUUUGAAGGAUGCAUUUAUCGUUGAUAUUGGGAAGUUCAAGGUAGCCAUCUCCAAGGGCCUGCAGAUGUACGGCCACAAGAACGGUGUACGGUGUUUGAUUCGCAUUGGCCCUACACUAUGGUCAGGCUCUGAUGAUGGCAGCAUCCGAUUGUGGUGCACAGCGACAGGCAACUGUAACGAGACGGUGGACAAGGCGCAUGGAGGAUCUGUUUUAAAGCUUGCGGUUGUUCGAUCCUUUAUAUGGUCCUCCGGAUCUGAUGGGUAUAUCCGAGAGUGGACGAUCGGUGGCCCUGUCCGUGAGUGUGUCCGCCAAAUUGCGCCGGAGGGCUUCGACAAAGGUGCUUAUGCCAUUGUUCCUUUGGGAUAUGAUGUUUGGACAUGCGGACAUCACCCGAACAUCCAAGUCUUUUCCCAAGCUGAUUUCUUCAAAACAGCUGAGCAUCCUGCCCACGAGCCUUAUGUCUCCAACCUGCUCACGGUGGAUCGAGUUGAAACCAAAAUCGUGUGGUCCACCUCCAUUGGGGACAAAAAGCUGAAGGUUUGGCGUCACACAAUCCGCGGCGAAGUGCCGAAUUUCGAUGAGCUCAAAGCAGCAAAUCGCCUUUUUGAAGAGGAAGAGGAGGUCCGGGCAAAGCGACUGGACGAGUUUGUCAAAAGACAAUCAGUCUUGGAGGACGAGCUUGCAGUUUCAGCUCAAGAGUACAAGAACCAGUUGGAGGCGCUUGCAAAUGACUUGGCAAAAUCAAGGGCCAAUGCAGAAGAGCUCGAUGCAAAGUGCAAAGCGCUGGAGGAAGAACUUGCUGGCAUCAGACAACUUUUUGAAGAGAUGGGUCUAGGCAAACUGAUGGAAGAUCCGGAGGCCCUGGCUGAUUUUCUUCGUCGAGGGCAAGCUCUGGAAAAGAUUUUCAAAGACCUGGGUUUGGAGAACUUCCUGGAGAAUCCUGAGGAGCUCCGCAAGGUGCUGGAGGCUUUCGCCGACCUCGGCUUAGACGACUUACUGAAGAAUCCAGAGGAGCUCAAAAGGUUUCUGAGCUCUGCGAAAGAGUUGAAAGAGAUGCUCGAGGCAGCCGGCUUUGGGGAUGUCUUCAACGAUCCCUCCAAACUGGAGGAGCUACGAAAGCAGCUGGACUUGCUCAAACAGGUUAGAGAGAUAUUCGAGAAAAAUGGCUUGGGUGAUGCUUUUAAGGACCCCUCGCUACUGGCAGAGGUGCUCUCUCGCUACGAGGGCUUGCGGAAAGCCUUCGAAGAGUUCGGCUUCUCGGAACUCUUCGAGGACCCGUACAACCUCAAGGGUUUUCUUCGCAACUAUGCCAAGCUGCGGGAUGCCUUCCGCGAACUUGGUUUGGAGUAUCUCUUGGACAGUGCAGCUGCUAUGAAGGACUUUCUGGCGGGGCACACUUCCGGGGAGAAGGAGCUUCUGGACCUUCGAGCAAAAGCUUCCAGGCUCGAUGAGGUAGAAGACAGGCUGAAGAGACGAGAAGACGAGUUGGCCAGGGCCAAGGAAGAGGCCAAGCAGCUGCGAGAGAGGCUGGCGGCCUUUGAAGCCGUUGGAGAUUUGGAUUCCAUCAAGAGAUGGAAGAGCGCCCUCCCGGCUCCCUUCAGCCACCACCUGGUGACAACCAACAAAACAAAACGCCAGGAGGCUUCGCAGCUCUUGGCGCUGAUGCGUGCCAAGGGGAACGCGGAUGGUGAGCUUGCUGAGCUUCGCCGCCAGCUUGAAGAGAAGGAGCGUGAGCGACAAGAGGUAGUGUGGUGUGGUUUGUACACAUACAAUUGGGGUGCAGAGGCUCCACGUCAAGUUCUCGCCAGGGUUGUCAUUGAGCGCCUUGUUUCAGACAAUAAAAAUUUAACAUCCACAUAAAAAUACGGGUCUUUGCUCCAUGUGGAACGUUUGUCACUUCUGCGGAAGAAGGUUUUGCCGACAGGUUAAAUGGGUUCAAAAGGUUCAACAGGUUCAAAGGCGGUUUGAAGCGCCUCAAAUCACGAAAGCUAGCCGCCAGGCCAAACCUUGAGUUAUCAUUUGCCAAGGCUUGCUUAGCAGCCAGGGGCUUCGAGAUGUGUUGGGACGUGGAACCUGGAACGUGGGAAGAUCACGGGCAGCCUGGCUAAAAGCAUCAAAAUCUGCAGCCAACGGCACCGUGCAUAACGCCGAGAAAGC
This is a messenger RNA of Durusdinium trenchii, 3969 nucleotides long. The record is from the annotation of a GenBank genome assembly. Lineage: Eukaryota; Dinophyceae; Suessiales; Symbiodiniaceae.